This is a messenger RNA of Rosa chinensis, 1661 nucleotides long. RefSeq names its product protein SAWADEE HOMEODOMAIN HOMOLOG 2. The coding region runs from base 309 to 1454 and encodes 381 amino acids. NCBI's taxonomy places the organism in Eukaryota, Viridiplantae, Streptophyta, Magnoliopsida, Rosales, Rosaceae. The record is from RefSeq and is a predicted model, not a curated record. Gene Ontology annotation, molecular function: DNA binding; chromatin binding. The transcript is spliced from 9 exons.
UUUUUUUUUCUUUCGUUCAAAAACAGAAAACCCUUUUCGGUCCAGAUUAGGAAUUACAGAAAUCUCUAUCCUUUCUCCUCUCUAAUUCCAUUUAUGAGAUUAUUUUUUGUCUUAUUUUGGAUGGAUUCUCUUGUUGUUCUAGAUUUCUGAUUUAAAUUGUCUGUUUCUGCCUCUCACUCACGUCCCUUUCCCAACAAAAACGUUACUUUUCCCAAAACCAAAACCCACUCUCUCCUUCUCCUUCUUCUUCUUCUUCGUCUCUCUCACGUUCUAAUUUCACAGAGAGGAAAGCAGAGCAGGGAGCUAUCAUGGGUAGGCCUCCAAGUAACGGAGGCCCUUCAUUCCGCUUCAAUCAGACUGAGGUUGCUGAGAUGGAAACUAUUCUGCAUCAACACAAUAAUACAAUGCCAGCACGGGAACUUCUAGUGGCCCUUGCAGAGAAGUUCAGUGAAACAGCAGAGCGAAAAGGCAAAUUUCAAGUGCAAAUGAAGCAAGUUUGGAAUUGGUUCCAAAAUAGGCGAUAUGCUAUUAGAGCAAAAUCAAGUAAGGUUCUUGGGAAGUUAAAUGUGUCACCUAUGAUGCCUCGGGUGGAUUCAACUCCAGUGAGAACUGUUCCUCAAGGCCCCCAACCUAUAGCUGCUCCUAUACAUGCUCCUUCAGUUCCAAGCUCAGCAAGGGGUGCUUCUGAAAAUCCUAUCUUGGAGUUUGAAGCUAAAUCUGGAAGGGAUGCUGCAUGGUAUGAUGUUGCUAACUUUUUAUCUCAUAGACAUUUGGAGAGUGGUGAUCCGGACGUACUGGUUCGGUUUGCUGGAUUCGGACCAGAGGAGGAUGAGUGGGUUAAUGUUCGGAAGCAUGUCAGGCAGCGGUCUCUUCCAUGUGAAUCAUCGGAGUGUGUUGCAGUUCUCCCUGGAGACCUCAUACUUUGUUUUCAGGAAGGUAAAGAGCAGGCUUUGUAUUUUGAUGCCAAUGUCCUUGAUGCUCAAAGACGAAGACAUGAUGUAAGAGGUUGUCGUUGUAGGUUUUUAGUGCGCUAUGUUCACGAUCAGUCCGAGGAAAUUGUUCCACUGAGGAAGGUUUGCCGUCGGCCUGAAACGGAUUACAGGUUGCAUCAACUUCAUGCUGAAAACAACACAACAGCAGCGGAGCAGAAAAGUAUGGAUCAUUUUAAGGUGCCUGCUACUUCUGCUGAAAUGAUACAAAAGCAGCAGAAUGCAGAUGCCGCGUUUGCGUCCCCAGUUUUUCAUGCUAAUGCUUCUUUUGCUCCCCAAGCUUCAACUCCGGAACUUAGAAAACCCGAAAUGAGCAUUGUUCUUAGUGCAGGAAAUACUUGUGGUCCAUCAGGUAGUGCUGGAGUCACUAGUGGUAGUGCUACAAGUUGUGCUGUACUCACAAGCUGCACUGCUACAGUCCUCCCUCAUGGCGGUUCCGUUGGGAACAUACCUGGAGGGAAUUAGUAGGCUGCUUUGACGAAUUUGUCAUUCGGUUGUACUGUGUUGUUAGUGUCCUCUUAUUGUGUAGGAUGAUUAGUAUGCCGGGUUCGACCUCUUCACAGCACUGGGUUUUCAUCAGUGUGAGAAUUGAGUAUGAGCUUUCCCUUGUAUACUAAUUCAGAAUAUGACUAUUCAAAGAAAGUGUUGGAGUUUUCAAUUUUACCUGUUGAA